CACCCACCCCACCCCCUUUAUAUAUACACACACACCUCCACAAAACAAGAUCUUCAAAUUCGCUACAAUUUAGCCCUAGUUUACGUCUCUCUCUCAGAUCUCAAUCCCUAAAUCAUGAAACCGCAUCUUAAUUACGGUUUCCUCAUCCUCUUCCUUUUCCUCACUGCAUCUCGCCUUUACGCACAGGAUGUUGCUGGUGACAAUGAUGACGAAGAUUCAACCGGAUCUAUCAUAGAUCUAGGUCGCCGUAGCAAAGUUGUUGUGGAGAAACUUAAGAACAAUGUUAUCGGUGACAAGAUUGAUCCAAAAGCUGUACUAAAUCUGGAUUCUGGUCUGGGAGUUUUUGAUGCAUUCUUUGCUAGUUUUUCAAUGAUCCUUGUCAGUGAGAUUGGAGAUGAGACUUUUAUAAUAGCAGCUCUUAUGGCAAUGCGUCAUCCAAAGUCGAUUGUUUUAUCUGGCGCCCUCAGUGCACUGUUUGUGAUGACGAUACUGUCUACAGGGCUUGGUAGGAUUGUUCCAAAUUUGAUAUCUAGGAAGCACACAAACAGUGCUGCUACAGUUCUUUAUGCCUUUUUUGGGCUGCGUUUGCUCUACAUAGCUUGGAGAUCAGAUUCAAAAGCAUCCCAGAAGAAGGAGAUGGAAGAGGUAGAAGAGAAACUUGAGUCUGGACAAGGAAAAACAGCUGCCCGGCGGUUCUUUUCUAGAUUCUGUACGCCUAUUUUCUUGGAGUCAUUUAUUUUGACAUUUUUAGCAGAGUGGGGGGAUCGGAGCCAGAUAGCAACAAUUGCUUUAGCAACGCAUAAAAACGCUCUCGGGGUUGCUGUGGGGGCCACAAUAGGUCACACUAUCUGUACAUCAGUAGCAGUUAUUGGGGGAAGCAUGUUGGCAUCAAAAAUUUCACAAGGUACAGUUGCAACAAUAGGUGGUUUGUUAUUUCUUGGGUUUUCUUUGUCAUCAUAUUUCUACCCUCCUCUAUAACAAUGUUAGAUUUAUGUUUAACCUCUUAUAACUUUAUUGUAUUUUUUUUUGUAUUAAUAUACGUAAAACAUUUAUCAAUGAAUAUUUUUGAGUUUUGACCCAUUAAAACAAUAUGGGAACACCUGCA
Molecule: messenger RNA, 1105 nt
Organism: Helianthus annuus (common sunflower)
Lineage: Eukaryota; Viridiplantae; Streptophyta; Magnoliopsida; Asterales; Asteraceae
Product: GDT1-like protein 4
Exons: 9
Coding region: 115-978 (287 amino acids)
Biological process (GO): manganese ion transmembrane transport; Golgi calcium ion transport; calcium ion transmembrane transport
Cellular component (GO): Golgi apparatus
Molecular function (GO): manganese ion transmembrane transporter activity; calcium ion transmembrane transporter activity
Source: RefSeq, a predicted model, not a curated record